ACCACCAAUCGUAGAUUGUUUUCGUUCCUGUCUUAGUUUCCAUUUCGCUCCAUUUGAGGACCAAAUCGCCGAGAGUAUCCCCAACCAUUGCUGACUCGUUUGUUGUUGACGCUAAACCCCCGAGAACUAGUUACUGCCGUGGAUCACUUUCCCCAAAGUGACUCGCAGGGGCCCGCGGGGUAAAAGCCGCCGAGUUGGCGGCUCCACAUGAGGUUGAAAUAAAAUGGAUUACCAAUGAGAUCAUGCUUGAUUCUCAUCAUGCUCUUUUGAAGUAGAUACGUGAAGUAUUGUUAUGUGUUGUGCAAGAUGGCGGGAGACAAGUUGAUCCGUGCUGAGGAAUUGGUGAAGCACACCUCGCCAGAGAGCUGCUGGGUGGUGCUGUACGGCAACGUCUACGACGUGACAGAAUUUCUGCCCUCACACCCGGGCGGCUCCAAGAUCAUUCUGCAACUUGCAGGCCAGGAUGCCACCGAGGAAUACGAUCCAAUCCAUCCCCCGGGACUUCUCGAAGAGAACCUAAAGCCUGAGGCGAAAUUAGGCAGGAUCGACCCCGAUACACUUGUCACCACCACAACGGCAAACGAGGAACCGAAGAUGUCCGACGGAGAUGUUGCAGAUCCACCGCUUGAGAGCCUGCUCAACCUCGAUGAGAUUGAGGAGCUCGCUACCAAGAAGAUGCCCAAGAAGGCUUGGGCAUAUUAUUAUUCAUCGAGCGACGAUCAAUUUUCGAAGAGAUACAAUAAUCAAGUUUACCGGAAUAUACUCCUAAGACCGCGAGUGUUUCUCGAUUGCGUCAGCUGUGAUUCAUCGACUACAUUGUUGGGGCAAAAGGUUGGCCUUCCUUUAUUCGUGGCUCCGGCGGCCAUGGCGAGGUUAGGCCAUCCCGACGGUGAGGCUGGUAUUGCUCGCGCAGCAGCGAAGUUCGGCGCAUUGCAGAUUAUCUCCAACAAUGCAUCAAUGACGCCGGAGCAAAUCGUGGCGGACGCAGCGCCGGGCCAAAUGUUCGGUUGGCAGUUGUAUGUGCAGAAUGAUAGGGAUAAGAGCUUGGCCAUGUUGGCACGCAUCAACAAGAUGUCGGAUAAGUUCAAGUGCAUCGUCCUGACACUAGAUGCGCCCGUGCCUGGCAAGAGAGAGCUCGAUGAAAAGCAAAACUUUGCCAACGCGGCACCCGUCGCGGCUGCGGCCAAGACCUCUGGCGAGCCAAGUCGGCCAGGCGGAGGAGGCGUCGGUCAGCAGUUGUUUUUUGGUACUGCUGCGGAUCUAACGUGGAAGGUUACGCUGCCAUGGUUGGCACAGCAUACAAACUUACCAAUUGUCUUGAAGGGCCUCCAGACACACGAGGAUGCGUACAUUGCGGCAAAAUAUGCCCCACAAGUACAGGCAGUUAUUCUGUCUAACCACGGAGGUCGUGCUCUUGAUACAGCUCCUCCUGCAAUUCACACUCUUCUUGAAAUCCGGAAAUACUGCCCCGAUGUCCUGAAGAAGAUCGAGGUUUGGGUUGAUGGUGGCGUCAAGCGAGGAACAGAUGUUGUGAAGGCAUUGUGUCUUGGCGCCAGGGGCGUCGGCAUCGGUAGAGCCGCUCUAUUUGGCCUUGGUGCCGGUGGACAGGCUGGGGUCGAGAGAACGUUCGAAAUUCUCAAAGCUGAGAUAGAAACGUGCAUGAGGCUGCUUGGCGCACCAAAUGUCGAUGCGCUUGGGCCGCAGCAUAUCAACACUCGUAUGGUCGAGCGGGAUAUUUAUGAUGGUGAUUCUAACCUCGAGAAUGGGCUUUGGGCACCGAAAGCGAAACUGUGAUGGGAAACGUUGUGGGAACUAUUAACAUGGUGGCUUAAACUCACAACGAUCUAAGAUUUGUAUAUGCUUGUUAC
Truncatella angustata is the source of this 1868-nucleotide messenger RNA. RefSeq names its product FMN-dependent dehydrogenase-domain-containing protein. Gene Ontology annotation, molecular function: heme binding; oxidoreductase activity. The coding region runs from base 307 to 1794 and encodes 495 amino acids. The transcript has 3 exons. NCBI's taxonomy places the organism in Eukaryota, Fungi, Ascomycota, Sordariomycetes, Amphisphaeriales, Sporocadaceae. The record is from RefSeq and is a predicted model, not a curated record.